GUCUGCGCUGCCUCGAUGUUCCAGUUGCCCAUCUUGAAUUUCAGUCCCCAGCAAGUGGCCGGGGUAUGCGAGACUCUGGAGGAGAGCGGCGACGUAGAGCGCCUGGGUCGCUUUCUCUGGUCGCUGCCCGUGGCCCCUGCGGCCUGCGAGGCCCUUAACAAGAAUGAAUCGGUGCUGCGCGCGCGAGCCAUCGUGGCCUUUCACGGCGGCAACUACCGCGAGCUCUAUCAUAUCCUGGAAAACCACAAGUUCACCAAGGAGUCGCACGCCAAGCUACAGGCGCUGUGGCUCGAAGCGCAUUACCAGGAGGCUGAAAAGCUGCGUGGACGGCCCCUGGGGCCGGUGGACAAGUACCGCGUGAGGAAGAAGUUCCCGCUGCCGCGCACCAUUUGGGACGGCGAACAGAAGACACACUGCUUCAAGGAGCGCACGCGGCAUCUGCUACGGGAAUGGUAUCUGCAGGACCCAUACCCCAACCCCAGCAAAAAGCGUGAGCUCGCCCAGGCAACCGGACUGACCCCUACUCAGGUGGGCAACUGGUUCAAAAACCGCCGACAAAGGGACCGGGCGGCUGCAGCCAAGAACAGACUCCAGCAGCAAGUCAUGUCGCAGGGCUCCGGGCGGGCUCUAAGGGCUGAGGAAGAGGGCACGCCCGAGGUUCUGGGCGCCGCCGCCAGCCCGACCGCCAGCCUAUCCAGCAAGGCAGCUACUUCGGCCAUCUCCAUCACGUCCAGCGACAGCGAGUGCGACAUCUGAGCUGCCCAUCCAGCAUGCUCGAAAACAGAAUCCACUAUAAAACAAGACAAAAUGAAAUAGGAAGGGAGGAUGAGAGACCACGCAAACAGCGCUUGCGAAACCAGGUGGCCAGGGACCCGUGGGCUCGGGUUGCGCGUUUCCGCCCGGCGGCCGGCCUGGCUCAACCGGCGCCCUACAGCCACUAUCACAGGGGCCCGCGGUGAGGCCCAACCCAGCGCCACGUUCUCCUUGCUUUGCUUUUUCCCAAGAAUUUUACUGCAGAGAUGCCUCCGGAACCCGAACUGCACGCUGAGCGCCUGUCCUGAAUCUCCCGUGGGUAUUUCACGUCGAAAGGACGCUGUUAUAUAUGUAUAACUUUUGCUUUAAAGUUUUUUUUUAACAAAACAUAUAUAUGCUGUUUAUUUACUUAUUUAAAAGACUACAGUGGUAGGUUUCUCUGUAUCUUGGGAACUUGCUGUUUCUAAGGGCGCAGGGUGGAACACAUGUGUUCUGUGGGAAGAAGCCAAACAAUAAAAACCUGGUGAGCAACCUUUCUU
Molecule: messenger RNA, 1292 nt
Organism: Suricata suricatta (meerkat)
Lineage: Eukaryota; Metazoa; Chordata; Mammalia; Carnivora; Herpestidae
Gene: SIX6
Product: SIX homeobox 6
Exons: 2
Coding region: 16-756 (246 amino acids)
Biological process (GO): regulation of transcription by RNA polymerase II; eye development
Cellular component (GO): nucleus; transcription regulator complex
Molecular function (GO): RNA polymerase II cis-regulatory region sequence-specific DNA binding; DNA-binding transcription factor activity, RNA polymerase II-specific
Source: RefSeq, a predicted model, not a curated record